Trichosurus vulpecula (common brushtail) is the source of this 2571-nucleotide messenger RNA. It is a transcript of the gene PDE6C, whose product is annotated as phosphodiesterase 6C. The coding region runs from base 1 to 2571 and encodes 856 amino acids. The transcript is spliced from 22 exons. Gene Ontology annotation, molecular function: 3',5'-cyclic-nucleotide phosphodiesterase activity; protein binding. Gene Ontology annotation, biological process: signal transduction; visual perception. NCBI's taxonomy places the organism in Eukaryota, Metazoa, Chordata, Mammalia, Diprotodontia, Phalangeridae. The record is from RefSeq and is a predicted model, not a curated record.
AUGGCUGAGAUCACCAAGGAGGACGUGGAGAAAUACCUAGUAAAUAACCCCCAGUUUGCUAAGGAGUAUUUUGACAAGAAGCUGAGGGUGGAGGUGCUGGGAGAAGUCUUCAAAGGCAGCCCAGCCUCCAUCCAGAAGAGUACCUCCUUUAAUGAGAUGACCCAAGUAGAGGAAUCAGCCUUGAUCUUUGAGUUGUUACAGAACAUGCAAGAUGAAGCAGCCAGCAUGGAGGCAGUGGUACACAAGGGUCUGAGGAGGCUGUGCCAGCUGCUGUCUGCAGACCGCUGUAGCAUGUUCAUCUGCCGAUCACGCAAUGGAAUUCCAGAGGUGGCGUCGAGGCUGCUUAAUGUCACCCCAACCUCCACACUGGAGGAGAACCUUGUGUCUCCUGACAAAGAAGUUGUUUUUCCACUAGACAUCGGGAUUGUGGGUUGGGUCGCUCAUACUAAAAAAUCCUUUAAUAUUCCGGAUGUAACCAAGAACAGCCAUUUUUCUGACUUUCUGGAUAAGCAAACUGGUUAUACCACUAAGAAUAUGCUGGCAAUGCCUAUCACGAUGGGCAAGGAGGUCCUCGCUGUAAUGAUGGCUGUGAACAAAGUCAAUGAGCCCGAGUUUACUAAGCAGGAUGAAGAGGUUUUUUCCAAAUACCUCAAUUUUGUUUCUUUUGUUCUAAGGCAGCACCACAUGGCAUACCUCUACAGUAUUGAAUCUCGAAAAGUUCAGGUCCUUUUAUGGUCAGCCAACAAAGUAUUUGAAGAACUUACAGAUAUCGAGCGACAAUUUCACAAAGCCCUAUAUACCAUUAGAGCCUAUUUGAAUUGUGAAAGAUACUCCAUUGGCCUACUGGACAUGACCAAAGAAAAGGAGUUCUAUGAUGAAUGGCCAAUCAAGCUUGGAGAAGUACAGCCUUACAAAGGUCCAAAGACACCAGAUGGCAGAGAAAUUAUCUUUUAUAAGAUUAUUGAUUAUAUUCUACAUGGAAAAGAAGAGAUCAAAGUCAUCCAGACGCCUCCUGCAGAUCACUGGUCUCUUGUUAGUGGCUUGCCAACAUAUGUUGCUGAACAUGGAUUUAUUUGUAAUAUGAUGAAUGCACCAGCAGAUGAAUACUUCACAUUUCAGAAAGGACCCGUCGAUGAAACAGGCUGGAUCAUCCAAAAUGUCCUCUCCCUGCCCAUAGUCAACAAGAAGGAAGACAUCGUGGGAGUCAUGACGUUCUACAAUCGGAAAGACGCAAAGCCCUUUGAUGACUACGAUGAGCAAAUCACUGAGAUUCUCACACAGUUCCUUGGUUGGUCUCUUUUAAAUACUGACACCUACGAGAAGAUGAAUAAACUUGAAAACAGAAAGGACAUCGCUUAUGAAAUGCUCAUGUACCAGACCAAAGCUACGGCUGGUGAAAUUGAGUCUAUUUUGAAAUACAAAGAGAAAUUGAAUACAAAUAUUAUUGAAGACUGUGAAGAAAAACAGCUAGUUCAGAUUUUGAAAGAGGAGCUGCCGAAUCCAAAGGAUGUAGAACUUUAUGAAUUUCACUUCAGCGACUUCCCCAUUACAGAGCAUGGAUUGAUUAAAUGUGGGAUCCAGUUAUUCUUUGAAAUAAAAGCUGUGGAAAAGUUCAAAGUGCCUGUAGAGGUCCUUACUAGAUGGAUGUACACAGUAAGAAAAGGUUACCGAUCUGUCACCUAUCACAACUGGCGGCAUGGAUUCAAUGUGGGACAGACAAUGUUUACCCUGCUAAUGACAGGAAAACUGAAGAAAUAUUAUACUGAUCUGGAAGCCUUUGCUAUGAUUGCAGCUGCUUUCUGCCAUGAUAUUGAUCACAGAGGCACCAACAAUUUGUAUCAGAUGAAAUCAGCAUCCCCGUUAGCUAAGCUUCAUGGAUCUUCCAUUUUAGAGAGACACCACCUGGAGUUCAGUAAGACUCUGCUGCACGAUGAGAGCUUAAACAUCUUCCAGAAUCUCAAUAAGCGCCAAUUUGAAACGGUUAUUCAUCUCUUUGAAGUGGCAAUAAUAGCGACUGACCUGGCUUUAUAUUUCAAGAAAAGAACCAUGUUUCAGAAGAUUAUUGACGCUUGUGAAAAAAUGGAAACGGAGGAGGAGGUCAUUAAGUACAUAUCCGUUGACCCAACCAAAAAAGAGGUUAUCAUGGCGAUGAUGAUGACGGGGUGCGACCUCUCGGCUAUCACCAAGCCCUGGGAGAUUCAAAGCCAGGUAGCCCUCAUGGUUGCAAAUGAAUUUUGGGAACAAGGAGAUCUGGAGAGAACAGUAUUGCAACAACAACCAAUUCCUAUGAUGGACAGAGAAAAAGGAGAUGAACUACCCAAGCUCCAAGUUGGCUUCAUCGAUUUUGUGUGUACUUUUGUCUACAAGGAAUUCUCCCGGUUUCACAAAGAAAUUACACCAAUGUUGGAUGGUCUUCAAAACAAUAGGGUGGAGUGGAAAUCCCGAGCUGAUGAAUAUGAUGAAAAAAUGAAAGUGAUAGAAGAAGAGAAGAAAAAGCAAGAAGCCAACACAUCCCCAAAAGUUUGCAAAUUCAGCAUUCAAGAGGCUAAUGAGGAAUUCUCAGUUCCAUAA